This is a messenger RNA of Penicillium malachiteum, 2556 nucleotides long. RefSeq lists its product as uncharacterized. Lineage: Eukaryota; Fungi; Ascomycota; Eurotiomycetes; Eurotiales; Aspergillaceae. The transcript has 4 exons. The record is from RefSeq and is a predicted model, not a curated record. Gene Ontology annotation, molecular function: protein binding. Bases 1 to 2556 code for a protein of 851 amino acids. Gene Ontology annotation, cellular component: kinesin complex.
AUGGAAUCUAUAAAUUUUGGCGAUGGAAAUUCAGGUUGCCAGGUAGGGAUCAACAAUGGGGUGAUGAGUUUCACACCUAAACAACCAGAGCUUCGCCCAGAGCCACUAUGGACCGUGCCGUUUCCGCAUGACCCGGACUUUGUUAGCCGCGAUGGAAUUCUUAAAACAAUCCACGAGAAAUCGUCAGUCCCGGGGUCUAGGAUAGUUCUCGUUGGUCUCGGCGGUGUGGGGAAAACUCGGCUUGUUAUCGAAUACUGCCACCGGGUCCGACAGCAAUCAACCGACACCUGGGUCUUCUGGGUUCAUGCGAGCACUGCGGCUCGCUGCGAAGAAAGUCUCCGCAACCUGGCCGACCGCGCUAAGAUUCCCGGGCGCGAGGACCGCAACGUUAAUAUAUUCCAACUCUUCGGGAACUGGUUGCAAGAUGGAAAUAUCGGAAAAUGGAUCCUUGUCCUGGAUAAUGUAGAUGAUGACGGGCUCCUUCGCAACCCACUGGCAACUCGUACGGACGCACGAGCGAACGUACAGGACCAUACCUCGAUGCAGCCACCGCUAAGGUACCUCCUCGGAGCCUCGAAUGGCUCCAUAAUUAUCACAAGCCGGAAUAAAGCAGUCGCAUCGGAAAUCGCUGGCCAUAAGAAGAACCUGAUCGAUGUACAACCAAUGAAUAUGCCCGAGGCACUAGAUCUAAUGCAGCACAAGCUAGGUUCAUAUGCAGAGAGAGCGGACUUGGUCCAGCUUGUGACGGAACUUGAAUUCAUGCCGCUGGCGAUUAUACAAGCGGCUAGCUACAUCGCGCACCGUUCACCCCGUUGCUCGGUAUCGCAAUACCUCGAAAAGCUUCGGCAGAGUGAUCGUCAAGCCACGAAGCUUCUGAAUCAUGAGGAACUUCUUACAGACCGAGACUGGGAAGCAAAGAACUCCAUUCUACUGACAUGGCAAAUAUCGUUCGACCAUAUCCGACGAAUAAGGCAGUCUGCGGCUGAUUUACUGUCUUUGAUGAGCUUUUUCGACUGGCAGGGAAUCCCAGAGGAUCUUCUACGAGUUCAGGAGAUGGCAAAAAAUCAUGAAGUUUUAGGUUCUUUGGAGGAAUUUGCGAAUAGCCCUAGUGGAGAGGACACAGAAAGUUCGUCUGAAUAUGACCUAGAUGACAAUUUCGAGAGCGAUAUUACAACUCUCAGAGACUAUUCCUUCGUUACUACGAAUGAAAAUUGCAUGGUGUUCACAAUGCAUCGGCUAGUGCAGCUCACAGUACGCACGUGGUUGAAAACAGACGGCCAGUACGAAGAUUGGAAGGAACGGUUCAUUAAAAAUCUACAUGCUGAAUUUCCGACUGGUCAAUAUGAACACUGGGAGAGAUGCCGGACGCUCUUUCCACAUGUCAAGUCAGCUAUGUCGCAUCGACCGAAAUCGCAAGACUGUCUCCGAAGCUGGGCUGGGUUACUUUACAAAGGGGCGUGCUGGAGAGAGGCAGAGCAGCUUGAGAUGCAGGUGAUGGGAACUCGCAAGACGAAGCUCGGUGUGGACCAUCCUGACACGCUGUCGAGCAUGGCCAACCUAGCAUUGACGUAUAUAGACCAGGGCCGAUGGGAGGAGGCAGAGCAGCUCCUUGUGCAGGUGAUAAAGACUUAUAAGACGAAGCUCGGCGUGGAUCAUCCUGACAUGAUGACGAGGAUGGCCGACCUAGCAUUGACGUAUAUGAACCAGGGCCGAUGGGAGGAGGCGGAGCAUCUUGAGAUGCAGGUGAUGGGAACUCGCAAGACGAAGCUCGGUGUGGACCAUCCUAACACGCUGACGAGUAUGGCCAACCUGGCGUCGACGUAUAUGAACCAGGGCCGAUGGGAGGAGGCGGACCAACUCUUUGUGCAGGUGAUGAAGACUCGCAAGACGAAGCUCGGCGUGGAUCAUCCCUCUACACUGACAAGCAUGGCCAACCUGGCAUUGGCAUUCGGGAACCAGGGCCGAUGGGAGGAGGCAGAGCAGCUCCUUGUGCAAGUGAUAGAGACUUGCAAGACAAAGCUUGGCGUGGACCAUCCUAACACGCUGACGAGUAUGGCCAACCUGGCGUCGACGUAUAUAUACCAGGGCCGAUGGGAUGAGGCAGAGCAGCUCCUUGUGCAGGUGAUAGAGACUUGCAAGACAAAGCUUGGCGUGGACCAUCCUAACACGCUAACGAGCAUGGCCAACCUUGCAUUGGCAUUCGGGAACCAGGGCCGAUGGGAGGAGGCGGAGCAGCUCGAGGUACAUGUGAUAGAGACUUGCAAGACAAAGCUCGGCGUGGACCAUCCUAACACGCUGACGAGCAUGGCCAACCUGGCGCAUACCCUUAGGUCAUCGGGUCAAUGCACAGCCGCUUUGCAGUUGAUGACCGAAUGCGUUCAACUUUGCGACCGAAAACUAGGCCCUAACCAUCCGCAUACUGCAUCUUCUAAGUCUGCUUUGAACGAAUGGCGCGGAACGGUCGAUUCCCUGUCUUCCCAGCUCACUAAACCGCCGACGGACACCAAAAAGUCCUCAAUCCUAGGCAGUUCCAUAGAAACCUCUGAGCAGGUUUAG